Anopheles gambiae (African malaria mosquito) is the source of this 1771-nucleotide messenger RNA. Its product is annotated as serine protease 53-like. The transcript is spliced from 6 exons. Gene Ontology annotation, molecular function: serine-type endopeptidase activity. Gene Ontology annotation, biological process: proteolysis. The record is from RefSeq and is a predicted model, not a curated record. NCBI's taxonomy places the organism in Eukaryota, Metazoa, Arthropoda, Insecta, Diptera, Culicidae. The coding region runs from base 33 to 1691 and encodes 552 amino acids.
UCGACAGUGAAAGUGUGAAGUAAUCUUUGGAGAUGGACCUAUUUGUGAAGAUUUCUGUGUUUCGGAUCUUGAUACUCGUUAGAGCCUUUGUGGUCGUGCAGAUGCAAUCAUUUUUCAAUUCUCCUCCUCCAGAAUACUAUCGUCGAACAGCAUUGAAGGACUGUAUCAAGAACUCGGAAGGUACAUAUUAUGGAACUGAUUCUGCAUACGGUGGAAUUGAUGCUUAUGAAGGAGAAUUUCAACAUAUGGCGGCUAUUGGUUGGCGGCGAGCCGGCGGCAAAAUUGAUUACGACUGCGGUGGCAUCUUGAUCAGUAAGCAGUUCGUGCUGACUGCGGCACACUGCGCCCAGGAUAACGAAAACAAACGUCCGGAUCUGGUGCUGUUAGGCGAUACGGUUCUAGAAAGAUUCUACGAUAUCGAGAGUACACAGAAAAUUGCGAUUCAUGAUAUAAAAGUGCACCCGUACUAUAACCCAUAUUACAAAUACUUUGAUGUGGCUUUGAUUCAGUUAGAGAAAAGUGCAAUAUACUCGACCACAGUUUGUCGGGCAUGUUUGUGGCAAGAGAAUUAUGUACCCACUGGUCCAAUGAAUGCGGCUGGAUGGGGGGCACUCGGUUUCUUCGAAAACCCGAGUCCUCUGCUUCAGCAUGUUGUGGUGCGUCACAUUGACAAGACAGAGUGUGAACGAAAGCUCACCAUCAAUAAAAAUAGGAUCCCACAGGGUAUUCGGGAGGAUCAAUUCUGUGCAGCUGGCAGAAAUAUGGACACUUGCGAGGGUGAUUCCGGUGGUCCGCUCGGUGUGAAGCAGUACACUCUGGGCGGUAUUGAAGUACCGCUGGUAGUUGGUGUUGUUUCGUUCGGUACAGCAUGUCAGCCUGGUUCGGUAGGAGUGUACAGUAAAGUAAGUGAGUACGUGAAGUGGAUCGAGCAGACGACAAAAACGUCCAUGAGUAUCAAAGAUUGCAUCGAGGAAUCGUUUUGUUUUCACGAAAACGAUAUUAACGUAGGCUAUCACUCGUUCAAUGCCAAGAGUCGCUUCGGUUUACUGUGGAACGAGUAUGAUAGCGACCCGAACCAAUGUGGAGCGACACUUAUCGACUAUCAGUAUCUUUUGACGGCAGCUUCCUGUGUAACGACAGGACUAGGUCAUCCAAAAUACGUUAUUGCCAAGAAUGGUGAGCGUGCAGCGAUCUCGAAUGUAUACAUCUCUCCCAAGUAUAGUGCAGGUCGGCCGGAAAAUGACAUAGCAUUGCUGAAGAUUGCCCAGUACACAAAUCUCCAGGUAUAUCAGCCCGCCUGUCUGUGGGAUCGUCAAAGCAGUGGAAUGUGGGAAUUCGAACCAAGAUUUAGCGCUAACGGACUGAAACAAACUUCUCGCAACCCUGUCGACUCUCUGUUCGUUCGAGCUACCAAUUUCUUGGAUUGUGAAGUACCAUGGGCACUUGGAACGGAUUUGUAUUGCUUUCACAAUGAGGUUGAUCUUCUUCCGGGUGAAUGCGAGAUGGACUACGGCGGACCGGUUGUUGGUUUCAAUAGUUCGGACGGCAGUGCAGCGCAGUUAUAUGGCAUCGUCUCUCCGUUAAGUAGAAGCUGUGAUUCAAAACUGUUUAUGGUCGAUGUAUCACGCCAUAUUCCAUGGAUUAAAGCGAUAGUCUUUGAAAAACUGGAACCUUAUCGUUUUUGGGUUUAGUUUGGAAUGUUUACAUGCAUCGGUGUCCGGUUUGUUGCGUAUAUUAUUUUAUAAUAAACAUGAAUGUAUCCAUCAAGGAA